Messenger RNA from Helianthus annuus (common sunflower), 855 nucleotides. RefSeq lists its product as uncharacterized. The coding region runs from base 1 to 855 and encodes 284 amino acids. NCBI's taxonomy places the organism in Eukaryota, Viridiplantae, Streptophyta, Magnoliopsida, Asterales, Asteraceae. The record is from RefSeq and is a predicted model, not a curated record. The transcript has 2 exons.
AUGAGUUCAGAUGAUGAACAAGUCCCACAAAACAUCCUGAUGAUGUUGACUCGAAACUUUCAACAUCUCAUUUCCGAUGAUGUUGAAGAAUUAGCAAUGCAGCUGUUUGAGCUUGAUGUUCAAGAUGAGGCUGAUUCACAAGAGGGAAGUUCUUUUAGACAGAAGGGCAAACAGAAAUACAUAAACAGAGGCCGAAAGGAUGGAGAUGCCCGUUUGUGGAAUGAUUACUUUGCUCCAGAGCCGGUCUUUCACAUUCAACGAUUGCUACAACUGCAUUCUGAAAAACAUGGGUUUGUCGGAAUGCUUGGAAGCAUAGAUUGUAUGCAUUGGGGUUGGAGAAACUGCCCAACGGCUUGGAAAGGACAAUACACUCAAGGUGAUCAUGGCCAUCCAACCAUUAUGCUAGAGGCUGUGGCAUCACACGACCUUUGGAUUUGGCAUGUAUUCUUUGGAAUGGCAGGUUCAAACAAUGAUAUCAAUGUUCUUAAUCAAUCACUAGUAUUCAAUCAAAUCUUAGAAGGGAAUGCACCACAGUGCAACUUUAUUGUGAAUGGGAAUGAGUACACGCAAGGAUACUAUCUUGCAGAUGGCAUUUACCCAGAAUGGUCAACACUAGUAAAGAGUUUCGUUUAUCCUCCAAACAAUAAUCUUAAAACGCAAUACUUUAAGCGACGACAGGAGUCUUGUAGAAAGGAUGUUGAAAGAGCAUUUGGUGUCCUCCAAGCAAGGUGGGCAAUGAUACGAGGCCCUGGAAGAUCUACAAGCAUACCAGUGUUAGGUGAUAUAAUGCAUGCAUGUAUCAUUCUACAUAAUAUGAUUGUAGAAGAUGAAGGUCAUACGAUAACUAUACGAUAA